Cuscuta campestris is the source of this 519-nucleotide messenger RNA. The record is from the annotation of a GenBank genome assembly. NCBI's taxonomy places the organism in Eukaryota, Viridiplantae, Streptophyta, Magnoliopsida, Solanales, Convolvulaceae.
ACACCAAAUCAUCAAACAAAUUUACGAGUAUAGCGCAAUUAAAGGGAAAGGAAAUAGUAUCACUAGCCAUCUACCAGUCACAAAGAUGGGAGCAAUACAGACCUUCAGAUGGAUUUUCCCAAAGCAAGGACUCUGCGUCACCACUGAUGUUGCAAUUUCCCAUGAUCACAUGGCAGCAGCAGCGAUCAUCCGGCAGAGAAACGGAAAUUUCAUUGGAGCAUGGACAAAAAUUUCGCAGGGUGAAACAGACCUAGAACAAGGGGGCCCGAGGUCCGUUAACCUCGUGACCGCUCCGGGGCCCGUUAAACACCCGAGGCAGAUAGCCCACUAUAAGAAGCCCAAUGAAAGCCCAAUCUAAAGACCAACCCCAUAAAUCUGCUAACACUUCCCAGGGGGUCACCCAUCAUUUCUGCUACUCCAUGGCCAGCACGCUUAACUCCCUUAAAAUUCCCCCAAAGUUGCCCUUUCUGAGGAUCGAACCCGGGUGGUGUGGUUCGUCAAUCAACCCUGUGACCAUCU